UCCCUGCCCUUGUACCCCAGGCUGUGGUGGAAGCACACGGCCUCCCUGAAGGUGGUCAAUGAGCCGGUCUUAGCAUUCACGCAGGGCAGCCCCGAGCGAGAUGCGCUACAGAAGGCCUUGAAGGACCUAAAGGGCCGGACGGAAGCCGUUCCAUGUGUGGUGGGGGACGAAGAGGUGUGGACGUCAGACGUGCAGUAUCAGGUGUCGCCCUUCAACCAUGGACACAAGGUGGCCAAGUUCUGCUAUGCAGACAAGGCCCUACUCAACAAAGCCAUCGAGGCCGCGUUGGCCGCCAGGAAAGAGUGGGACCUGAAGCCUGUUGCAGACCGGGCCCAGAUCUUCCUGAAGGCGGCGGACAUGCUGAGCGGGCCACGCAGGGCAGAGGUCCUUGCCAAGACCAUGGUGGGACAGGGUAAGACGGUGAUCCAGGCGGAGAUCGACGCGGCGGCUGAGCUCAUCGACUUCUUCCGGUUCAAUGCCAAGUUUGCCGUGGAGCUAGAGGGGCAGCAGCCCCUCAGCGUGCCGCCGAGCACCAACAGCGUCGUGUACCGGGGACUGGAGGGCUUCGUGGCGGCCAUCUCCCCCUUUAACUUCACGGCGAUCGGCGGCAACCUGGCGGGGGCGCCGGCCUUGAUGGGCAACGUGGUCCUGUGGAAGCCCAGCGACACGGCCAUGCUGGCCAGCUAUGCCGUCUACCGCAUCCUCCGGGAGGCGGGCCUGCCCCCCAACAUCAUCCAGUUUGUGCCAGCCGAUGGGCCCACAUUUGGCGACACUGUCACCAGCUCGGAACACCUCUGCGGUAUCAACUUCACAGGCAGCGUGCCCACCUUCAAACACCUGUGGAAGCAGGUGGCCCAGAACCUGGACCGGUUCCGCACCUUCCCACGCCUGGCCGGAGAGUGUGGGGGGAAGAACUUCCACUUCGUGCACCGCUCGGCCGACGUGGACAGCGUGGUGAGCGGGACCCUGCGCUCGGCCUUCGAGUACGGCGGCCAGAAGUGCUCAGCCUGCUCCCGCCUGUACGUGCCGCGGUCGCUGUGGCCGCAGAUCAAAGGGCGGCUGCUGCAGGAGCACGGCAGGAUCAAAGUGGGCGACCCAGCAGAGGAUUUUGGGACCUUCUUCUCCGCCGUGAUUGAUGCCAAGUCGUUCGGUCGCAUCAAGAAGUGGCUGGAGCAUGCCCGCUCCUCACCCAGCCUCACCAUCCUGGCCGGGGGCAAGUGUGACGACUCUGUGGGCUACUUCGUGGAGCCCUGCAUCGUCGAGAGCAAGGACCCUCAGGAGCCUAUCAUGAAGGAGGAGAUCUUCGGGCCCGUGCUGACCGUCUAUGUCUACCCGGAUGACAAGUACAAGGAGACGCUGUGGCUGGUCGACAGCACCACCAGCUACGGCCUCACGGGGGCAGUGUUCGCCCAGGAUAAGGAUGUUGUCCAGGAGGCCACAAGGAUGCUGAGGAACACGGCCGGCAACUUCUACGUCAACGACAAGUCCACUGGCUCCGUGGUGGGCCAGCAGCCCUUUGGCGGGGCCCGAGCCUCUGGAACCAAUGACAAGCCAGGGGGGCCCCACUACAUCCUGCGGUGGACGUCGCCCCAGGUCAUCAAGGAGACCCACGAGCCUCUGGGGGAUUGGCGCUACGCCUACAUGCAGUGAGCCCCGCCGGCGCCUCUGCUGUCUGUCCGGACGGCUGACCUCAGUGCCCUGGUCCCGCUCCAGCCCCUUGGACCUGCUCCCCGUGGGACGGCGCCCUCUCCAGGGCCAAGACUGCCCGCUUUCCCUGACUGGGCUACAUCCUGGCCUGUCCCACCCCUCGGGGGCAGGUACGGGCUCUGAUUUGAGACCGUGCUGGGGAGGAACAGGGCUGCCACCCCUUUAUCGCGGCUGUCCUAGAGAUUUCUAUCUGGCAGGUUCUCCACCUGUCUUCUUCUGCGCUGUGGCCCAGUGGCUUAGGGACCUGGGGAAUGGCAAUAGAGUGCCUUCCAGGAUCCCUUACAGGACAGGGAAGCAGCUCUGGGCCCCUUGGCGAACCUGAGCAUCCACAGAGUCUCCUGGCCUUGGCCUUGGCUCCUCCAGGGCUCCAGGAUGAGGUGUGACCUGGGGUGGCUGCGGGGCAUGGGGGCACCAGCUGGCCUGGCCUUCUUUGGUCUGGGCUGCCCACCUUCCUCACCAGCGGUUGGCCCACGCCCACCUGGGCCAGCAGGUACCUGGGCCUGACCAUAUGCCUUAGACACUCGUGCGCCUUUCCCCAGGGCACCUGUGUUCUCCUGAGGCCCAUGUGAUUCCUGGCAGUCUUCAUGUGGUGGGCUUGGGGGGCCGGCAGAAGCUACCUGGCGAGGUGCAGGAUUUGGUGGGCCUUCCCGUUUGGGCUAUGGUUUUGGAAAACCCUGGGUGGGCCUUUGUGCCAUCUAUCUCAGCUUGCCAUCAGCUCGCACCUCCCCGCCUGUGUUGGCCCAGGCUUUCCUGCAGGGGCUCGGCCCUCACAGGCUGUGGUAGAACAGGCCCGGGGAGACUGCUCCCACCUUCUCCCAGCCCCGAGAGCUGGCCUUGGGUUCCCGUCUGGCCUGGGCUGAGGAUGGCCCAUAGAACCUUCCCUCCUUUGCACAGAGGUGGCUCUGUGUGGACUGCCCCUAGGCGGCCUGUUCUUCGACGUAGCCAGCUGGUGGACACUCAGAACCCCUGCGAAUUGGACUGCAGGGGGCUGAGGAUCAAUAAGGGGUGACGUUGGAGGACGGUUUUUACGGCGCCCCAAGAGUCCUGGCCCUUCGUCAAGGACAACUAGCAGGGGUCCCCGUGGGGCUGGCCCCGAGCACCAUGGUUGCACACUGUGGCCCGCGACCCAGGGUCAGGCUGCCGGGGCAGAGCGUUAGUUCUGCCUGGAGAGGCCAGGGCAGUCGGCCGGGGAGAGGCGCUGGAGGUGGGCCUUGUUCUACUGGUGUGACACUGUGAGGUGGUGGUGUGAUUCGCUCUGCUGCCGUCCUAAUAAAUACUUGUUACUUAAUCAAAUCGCUGGUCUUUCUGGUGGGGGUGGUGGGGGCUGGCCAGCUUCUUCAAACAAAGGCUGACAUGUGGGACAUAUGUUGCUCAUACGUCCUUCACGUCAAGAGUGCACAGCCCGCGGUGUGUUGGAAGGAAGGGUGGACGCUGAUGUUGGGGAAUAUGGGCUGGAGGUAUGGGAAUUCGGGAGUCAGAUGGGUUCAGAUCCUGGCUCUCUGCCUUCAGAAAGUUGUGCAGCCUCCCUGAUCUUCUCUCUCUUUAUCUGUGAGAUGGGGACUAAUACACAAACACAUGCACAUGCACGCUGAUUGUUGUGAUGACUGAAUGAGUUCAUACAAUUGUUUAGAACAAUGCCAGGUACAGAAUUAAUGAUUCAACCUUGUUAACCACGUAUACAUUUCAACAGCCACUGUUACUGUGUUGUGAUGGUUAAGUUGAUGUGAAAACUUAGCUAAGCUAACUUAGCUGGUGCCCAGGUAUUUAGUUAAACAUUCUGGAUGUUUCUAUGAAGGUGGUUUUUGGAUGAGAUUGACAUUUAAAUCAGUGGACUCUGAGUAAAACCCAUUGUCCUCCAUACUGUGGGUGGGCCUCAUCCAAUCAGUUGAAGGCCUCAAUGGAACAAAGACUGACCUCCUUCAAGCAAAAAGGGAUUCUGCCGAUGGACAGCCUUUGGACUCAGCUGUGACUCUUCCCUGGGUCUUGACAGCCCGCUGGCCUACUCCGCUGAUUCUGCACUUAACCAAGCCUAGAAGAUGGUGCAAGCAGUGUCCUUACAAUAAAUCUGUGUAUGCUGUUG
This is a messenger RNA of Leptonychotes weddellii (Weddell seal), 3787 nucleotides long. RefSeq names its product aldehyde dehydrogenase 4 family member A1 (gene ALDH4A1). Lineage: Eukaryota; Metazoa; Chordata; Mammalia; Carnivora; Phocidae. The record is from RefSeq and is a predicted model, not a curated record. Gene Ontology annotation, molecular function: L-glutamate gamma-semialdehyde dehydrogenase (NAD+) activity.